AUGUUAUAUAUAUUUGAUUAUACUUUUCUCAAAACCGAAACACAAGGAAUUGAAUGGAGAAAAAAGUGUCAAUAUGAAAUCAAUAUUUAUGAUUCUUCCAAUGAAAUAAAAUCUUCAAGAUUAUAUUCAUCCAAUAGUUCUAUGGAUCAUUUAUCAACUUCUUCAAAUUUACCAAUGAAUCAAUCUUAUUCAUCUUCUUCUCCAACAUUAAAAAUAGAAGAUAUGACAUCUCAUUUAAUGAAUAGUCCAACAAAUCAACCCUUUAUUCAUAAUCGUUUACAACGACAAUAUCCCCAACAAUUACAAUCAUAUCAAAUGAUUAAACCUUCUAUACAUUCAUUAACCAAUAUACAAGAGUUGAAACAACAACAACAACAACAGCAACGACGGCAAUAUCCACAAAAAAGACGUAAAUUCUUUCAAAAAUUCUUAUCACGUGACUCUACACCAAAUUCAAUGGAUCAUAUAGAUGAAACAUCUAUGGAUAUAUUUGAAUGUUUUGCAAAUUUGAAUAAUCCACAGUUAAAUCAAUCUGUAAAACCGAUGACAAAGAGUAAUGAAUUACUGAAUGUUACCAUGUCAACACCACCACCACCACUAUCGGCAUCAUCAUCAUCAUCAUCAUUAAGAACAACAACAACAACAACAACAGGAACAAGAACAACAGCAACAACAAUAACAAUAACUGAUGAAUGUAUUCGUCCAUAUUCUGCACCUCAUAAAACAUUCAUGAAUGAAACAUCAUUAAAUGUUAAAGGUAUAACACGAAGUUAUUCACCUAAUGAUAGAACAAUAUCACCAUUGAAAGAAGUUUCUAAUGAAGAUGUAGAACAAAAAACUAUACCAAUAGAAAGAAAUAAUGAAAUGUUAACAAAACAAUGA
Messenger RNA from Schistosoma mattheei, 882 nucleotides. The record is from the annotation of a GenBank genome assembly. Lineage: Eukaryota; Metazoa; Platyhelminthes; Trematoda; Strigeidida; Schistosomatidae.